AUGGUAUUGAAGGUGACUCAGAAGGUUGUUUUGAAAAGCUUAGCUACUGAUGUGGAAACUUCUUGGUUUGUUUGUGGAGACUUCAACGAAAUUAUGUAUGGAUUCAAAAAAAAAAGGCUGCUUAGAGAUGAAAGAAGGAUGGAACUUUUUCGAAGAACACUAGAGGAAUGUCAACUAAAUGACGUGGGCUUUGAUGGUAGCUGGUUCACUUGGGAGAGAGGAAAUUUACCUGAGACGAAUAUACAAGAACAACUAGACAGAGGUGUCGCUAACACAGAUUGGAUUAAUAUGUUUCCAGAGGUGAAAGUCCAACAUCUAGUGCAUUCUUUUUCAGACCAUUGCCCUCUUCUUAUUAAUACAAGGAGAUAUGAAGAACGAUUGAGGAACAAUAAUUUUAAAUUUGAAGCUUGGUGGUCCUUGGAGGAGUCUUUCAUUAUUGAAGUCAAGAGUUUGUGGGAGAAAUCUUCAGGGGAGCUAUUACAAAAGCUAGAAGACUUGAAAGAAGGCUUAAAGAAGUGGGGUGGGAAAAUUCAAAUAAAUAGGAAAAAAACAAGACAAAUCCCAACGGAAAAACUUGUAGAGUUGGCUGAAGCUGAAAGAGAUGACAAUAACUUAGCUGAGUUGACUGGUACAAAAAUUAAUUUGAAUUUUGAUAUCGAAAAAGAUGAAUGUUACUGGAAACAAAGGGCUAGAAUAAACUGGUUGAAAUUUGAGGAUAAAAAUACAACAUUUUUUCACAGUCAAGCAUCACAGAGGCGGAGGAAGAAUAUCAUUCACAAGCUAGAAAAUGAAAACGGAAGAGAGAUGGUGAGCCUGUAUGUAACAGCCCGAUUUUGA
Molecule: messenger RNA, 837 nt
Organism: Gossypium raimondii (Peruvian cotton)
Lineage: Eukaryota; Viridiplantae; Streptophyta; Magnoliopsida; Malvales; Malvaceae
Exons: 2
Coding region: 1-837 (278 amino acids)
Source: RefSeq, a predicted model, not a curated record